Procambarus clarkii (red swamp crayfish) is the source of this 1098-nucleotide messenger RNA. The record is from RefSeq and is a predicted model, not a curated record. NCBI's taxonomy places the organism in Eukaryota, Metazoa, Arthropoda, Malacostraca, Decapoda, Cambaridae.
CGCUCCAGACACUACUGCAGAUAUGGCGCUGAUGUUGAUGACCGCAUGCGCUGCUCUCCUUGACCUAUGCGCCGCACAAGGCGUCGCCCCCAGUUUUGGCCUCACUGGUGCAGGGACAUUUCCCCAAGAUGCCGGAAGAUUUCCUCAAGAUACCGGGAGAUUUCCCCAAGAUGCCGGGAGAUUUCCCCAAGAUGCCGGGAGAUUUCCCCAAGAUGCCGGAAGAUUUCCCCAAGAUGCUUUUGGUGCAUCUGGUGAUGGACCAAGAUUCUUUACUAGUGGUAUAUCAACAAAUCAAAACCCUGGAUCUCUCUCCAAUCCUGGUGUAGGAAGUGUUGUUAAUCCCUUUGCUAAUGACUUCGGCCGGGGUCCUACUAGAACCUUUGGGGGAAAUAAUUUUGCCGAUGGUUCCUUUGGAGUUAAUGGUCGUUUACCGAGUAGUUUCUUGGGCUCCACGGACAGUGUAAUUGGGUCUUUGGGUGGCUUCGGCGGACCUGUUGAUUCCUUUGACAGCUCGUUCGGUAGCCCCUUUGGCACAGGAUCUCUUAUUCCGUUCUUAAAUGGCUUAGUCAGAGAUCCUGUUAGUUCCUUUGGCGGCAAUGGUGGUGGUUCCAUCGACAGCUUAUCUGGUCUUAAUGGCCGCUUUCCAGGUUUAUUUCUCGUCUCCGAGGACGAUUUUGGAGGCUCUUUUGGUGACUCUCGUGGCUCUGUUGGGCCCUUUGGCAGCCCUCUGGAUGGAAUUUUAGGGUUCAACAACAACUUCGAUGCCUCUUUUGGAGUUCCAAGUGCGUUCGUCGGUAAUCAUGGAGGUUUCUUCGUACCCAUAGUAACUCCGGCGGGAGCUUUCCUAGUUCCAUCAUCCUUGUUUACAUCUUCCUAACUAGCGGUGUAGGUUAGUGUUACUGGAAGUUGCGCUUCCAGUCAUAGCAGACAUCUAGGCGUCCUUGAUGUACGGGCCAGCCGAGGCUCCGAGGCGUCCGUGAUACGGAUACUGUCAAAUUAUUUAUUCAGCUCAACCCACGUGACUUCUUCCAUCUUCAAUGGAAAAGUGAAUGGCGUAACUGAAUUAAUCACUACAUAACAUUUAUAAAUAUAUUUACA